This is a messenger RNA of Papaver somniferum (opium poppy), 2927 nucleotides long. RefSeq names its product WRKY transcription factor 42-like. The transcript has 5 exons. NCBI's taxonomy places the organism in Eukaryota, Viridiplantae, Streptophyta, Magnoliopsida, Ranunculales, Papaveraceae. The record is from RefSeq and is a predicted model, not a curated record. Bases 790 to 2682 code for a protein of 630 amino acids. Gene Ontology annotation, molecular function: DNA-binding transcription factor activity; sequence-specific DNA binding. Gene Ontology annotation, biological process: regulation of DNA-templated transcription.
AUCAAUGGAGGCACAAACCCAAUACAAACCUUUCACGGUCUGCAAAGACUUUCUUUGGUUAGAAAAUUUGAAUGUACAGUAUGCCUCUCCAAUGGAUUUGGUAUUAAAUGCUGAAUUCAGGACCCAAAAUACUUAUCCUUGGAACCAGGUCCGUCAGUCCGUGGUGAUGAAGUCCAUAGAAGUCAAAAGAGUUGACCAGAAGGAUAAUCACGCGUGAUAAUAUCAAUCAGACCCAAUUCUACCGGAUCUCAACGAUAGUGCUAUGUGUACCCUUAGAUCACGUUAUGACUUUUCAGACUUGAAGAAGAGUCUCCUUUUCCGUUUUCCACCGCGCUAUAAUAACGGCUGGUUUGUUCUUCUUUUUCUUUUUUCAAUAUAUUUUUCUUGGUUUGGCAUAAAGAGAUUAAUUUCUUCGAUAGCUGAUAGCUAAUGAAAUUUAAAACACUACUUUUCGUGCUAGCUGAUAUCUGGAAGUUUUAUUUUUCUUUUGGAAUUUUAUUAAAUUUCUCUGGAAGUGGAUGAAGUUUCAAAGCAGAAAAUAUCAACGACCACCUAUAGUGGCGGUGCACAACAAACCUAGUCUACUAAGCAACAGCAUGUACUACUGGCUAUGCCGGUUGUAACGUGUGUUUACCAUAGUCGUCUCUAACUAUAUUACUCGUUUUUUUUCUUCUGUUUAUUAAUUUUGGAUUCUUCACUCUUCUAAAGUAAAUGAUUGUAGCAAAUCACGUUACUAAUUCAUGAAGACUGAAAACCUAAUAUCUUAAUCCUUAUUAUCAUUGAGAUAUCAUGAUGGAUGAAGACGACGAGGAUGAAUUCAGCACAGUACUAUUAUCAAACCACCACCACCACCGCCACCACCACCCAGCUGCUGUAGUCGUCGACUCGUCGUCUUCGUCCCUGCCGCCACCAAUCCAAGAUGCUGAUGAUGUGGAUCAAAAACCUGCCUUAAAAGAAUUCAAUUUCUUUUCUAGUGAUAAUAAUGGUUCCACCGGUAAACAAACUCAUGAUGUCCAUGAGCCAGUUGAGACCGCAAAUACAGGAUUGUGUCUUCUUACCGAAACUGGUUGCAAUUCAUCAGCUGAAAUUGAAGAGAAACCCCAGGCUCAACAAGUAAGGAUGAUUGAAGUGGAGGUUAAUCGGCUAAAAGAAGAGAACACUAAUCUAAAACACAUGUUAGAUCACAUAACCAAUAGUUACAAUCACCUCCAGAGUCAAGUACUUCAAAUUAUGCAGCAACAACAGGAACGUGACGAGCUGAUUAAUAGAGUGCCUGAAGAGAGGCGUAUUGGAAAUGGUAGAACUGGUUGUAAUCCAACAUCGUCAUCCCAACCACAACCAAUGGAUUCUGAUAAUUUUCAUCCGGCAACAUCAUCCAGUUACCGUGGUCAAAUUAUGCAGCCACCAAUUGAAAUCAAUCACCAUCGACGGAGUACUCGUUCACAUUUUCGUGCAGUGACAGAACCCAAAGAUCAGCUGGCUUCUCCUAGUACGAAUAAUAGCAAGCAGGAACGCUGCUACGACCAUAGUGGUGGUGACGAUGUUAGUGAUGACCACACAGUACAGCAAGUCUCUAGAAAUUUAAGACGAUCUUCUGUAGACAGCGUGCAGAAUAUGAGCAUGGAUCAACAACAAGAGGUUCCUGAAGUUGUCCAUUUUCGUAAGGCCCGAGUAUCUGUUCGUGCAAGAUCAGAUGCCCCUAUGAUAAGCGAUGGAUGCCAAUGGAGAAAAUAUGGUCAGAAACUGGCCAAAGGAAACCCAUGUCCACGUGCUUAUUAUCGCUGCACCAUGGCGGCCCAAUGUCCUGUUCGUAAACAGGUACAAAGGUGUGCCGAGGACAGGACCAUAUUGAUAACAACUUAUGAAGGAACUCACAAUCAUCCACUCCCUCCUGCUGCCACAGCCAUGGCUAAUACAACGUCUGCAGCUGCAACUAUGCUGCUUUCGGGUUCUAGCACCAGCAAUUAUCACAAUAGUCAUGGCUUCAUCUCAUCAUCCCCUGCAUUUCCGUAUCUGAAUACAUCCACAAUGGCAGCAAGUCUAUCUUCCUCAGCUCCUUUUCCAACAAUCACACUAGACCUAACCCAACAGAUAAAUAGCACCAGCGCAACCACACAAAUAAAUCAUCAGCAUCAUCAGAAUAAUCCCAACGUUAUGCAACUCAAUGGUCAAACGGGGCUAAUGCCCUCAUCUCAGUCAUCGUCACUAGUACAAGCUUUAUUAAAUGGUGGUGUGGGCAGCCAUGGGUUUUCAGCAAUGCAGCUUUUGGAACAGCAGCAGUCAGCUCAUGCUAUGUCAUCACUUGCUGGCAGUAGUAGUGGUAGCCAGGGGGUUCAUUUGAAUGGACAACAUGCACCAUCAUCAUCGACAUCAUUAGUUGAAACAGUUAUUACUGCUGCUAUUGCCAAUGAUCCUAAUCUCUCUGCAGCACUAACUGCAGCUAUUUCUUCGAUUAUAGCAGCUGGUGGUCCACCAGAGAGGAGCAACCACACCCCCAUUACCAACAACAAUGACAACGACAUCCCUACUGGAAACAACAUUAGCAACCACACUACUAGUAGUUUCCUUCCUGCUAAUUCAGCAACAAAUGUGAUUGAUCAUGGAGUAGUAAAUCCUGCCGGGUUGCACCAGCAGCAACAACAUCCGGAGCAGUCUUGCACAACUACUUUUGAUCCGCUAUGACUAAUUAAGUUAAUCUAGCUAAUUAGUAGUUAGGUCAUUUUUUAACGGAGAGCAGGGACAGGUUAAUAAGUUAUUUGGUUAUCAUGAUAGAAAUAAUGCGUACUAGUCGGAGAUCUUAGAGAGUUUAUUUGAUUGAUUGUUUAUUUGUUUGUAGCGGAAUCGUUAUAUGUAGAAAAGAGGAAAUGGUGAAAAUUGAACAACUUUGUUUUAAGUUAUGCAAACAGAUUCAUUUUUAGUUUGUUCGA